AUUCUACGCACGAACGAGACCAGUCAUACUGAACACCACACCCGAUACAGUCCUCGUUCCGCGACGCAGUAUAUACACCCCGUAGCCUCCUCGGCACAGCUGCCUCAACAAUAAAGUAUAGGCAUAGCCCUAGCACACCGUAACCAUGGGGGGUCAACUCUCCAAGAUGAUGGGCAAGAUCUUCGGAUCCAAGGAAAUGCGCCUGCUCAUGCUCGGUCUUGAUGCUGCUGGAAAGACCACCAUCCUCUACAAGCUCAAGCUGGGACAAGAUGUUACCACUAUCCCCACUGUCGGCUUCAACGUCGAGACUGUUACCUACAAAAACGUCAAGUUCAACGUCUGGGAUGUCGGUGGCCAGGACAAGAUUCGACCUUUAUGGAGGCACUACUUUAGCGGUACCCAAGGCUUGAUCUUUGUCAUUGACUCCUCGGACCGCCAGCGGAUAGAAGAAGCUCGUCAAGAACUACAUCGCAUCAUUAACGACCGUGAGAUGAAGGAUAGUUUAUUACUAGUAUUUGCGAACAAGCAAGACAUCAAAGACGCUAUGAAACCCCAGGAAGUUACCGAAGCUCUCCAGCUAUCUAAACUAAAGGAUAAGAUCUGGUACGUUGUGCCCAGCUGUGCCACUACCGGUGAAGGUCUGCUCGAGGGCUUGGCUUGGCUCUCCAACAACGUCAAGGCUCCGCCCACGCCCGUGAAGAAGUAGAGCUUCUGAUUCACGUACUUGAUACCUUUUGACUACCUAUCCAUCGAAACUGGCCACCCAAAAGCUAGAUCGGCGAAACUUGUCCCACGUCAUCUUCUCAUAGUUGUCUUAAUUCGAAACGCAACUCCCCUCCCACAUUCUUACCCCCCCAAGCCAACCCGCUAUGGCUUGUUGAUCGAAGACUCCUACCAC
Molecule: messenger RNA, 898 nt
Organism: Xylaria bambusicola
Lineage: Eukaryota; Fungi; Ascomycota; Sordariomycetes; Xylariales; Xylariaceae
Product: ADP-ribosylation factor 6
Exons: 3
Coding region: 146-706 (186 amino acids)
Biological process (GO): intracellular protein transport; vesicle-mediated transport
Cellular component (GO): cytoplasm
Molecular function (GO): GTPase activity; GTP binding
Source: RefSeq, a predicted model, not a curated record